CGUGUAGUAUGUUUAUUUGCUACACGCAGUCCCCCGCCGGAAUCUGAAUCUGACCAUGGCUCCGGUUCUUCGCAAACGGAAAAUUGAAAAAGACAGAAAGACAACAGCACCCAGCGAAGAAGGAGAGAUGGCCGUAGUGGACCCUGUAACUGUAAACAACAAUCGAAAGAUUGGCUGGUGCAAGGCUCGGAGGAAGGCCAUAAAGAUGAGCUGUAUUGCUGAUAUUUUGCCGCAAGAAGUCAUUUUUGCUAUCCUUCUUCUCCUUCCUGUGGAUUUCAUCUAUCAUGUAGUGAGUGAUUGGAGGGAUCCCAGGAAGUUUUUAGCUAAGUGGGGAUCUCUUUCCAUGAUGGUGAAGGUUAAUUCGUAUUUGAUUAAGACUUGGUUGUUGAUUGAUCCCAAAACGGGGCGAUGGGAGAAGUUACCCGACAUUAAUUUCGUCGCUUCUUCACGAUUGAGAUACCACCGCAUGCCUAUUGGUUCCCUUGGAAAUGGAGAGCUACUGGUGUUUGAGGAGUCAAGUGAAAUUAUUGUAUAUCAUGUCAAAAUGGGAAGAAUUGUUGCUUCAUAUCAACCAGAUGAUAAGGAAUACCCUGCUUGCAUGUACAAGUGGCGUUGCCAUCCCCAUGUUGAUAGCUUGGUCUCCUUGUCUCCCGCGACAACAACAGCAAAACCUGUAGAAGCUUACAAAAAGUAGGGCUGGGCCAUAUGUGUACGGAGACCUUACGUACUCAAAAUUGGGGAGAGUAUUUUCAAGACUCUCCGAGCUCGAGCAUGCAUCAAAGAAGGCGCAGAACAUAAAACCAACACAGAAGAAGCAAAAGCAAACGGACAAAGAAGAAGAGCGUAAAGAGACGAGGACACGAAUUGCCCGCAUCUAAAGCUUAUUUUAUGCUACUUUCACUUUUUUCGUAAUUUAUUUUGCUGUAAGCUUCAGUAGUUGUUUUGUAAUGAUAGCAGCAAUGUAAUUUUUUGUUUUAUAACUCCUAGCCGUCUUUGUAAGUUUUAUCAUUGUCAUGUGACUAUCAAAUAAUAUUCUUCCUUGUUCACUUGAUCUUGAGCAUAUGCGUGCCCGUGUGACUGCGAACCCACUGCCAAGACCUGAGGGAACAUCUCCCGAUGAAGGCCCAUCGUCUCCCUUCAUUAUUCCUUUCCUGGUAGCCUCCCUCCUGAUUUGGGCGUAUGCCUCUUCUACGGAGGGGAGGGGAUCUGUUUUGAGGAUAUCACGUUUUUCUACAUCAAACUCUUCGUUUAUGGCUUGUAGAAAUUGAUACAGACGAUUUUGUUGUUGAAUUUGUGUGAAAAUCGUCAUAUCCUCUGGGCAUUUCAUCGGGUUGGGUCGCCUCCUGUCGAUUUCCUUCCACACAGCUUGCAAUUGGCUAUAGACCUUCUCUAGUGUCUGGUCUCCUUGUUUGAUGCUGCUAGCUUUCAC
Messenger RNA from Cuscuta campestris, 1429 nucleotides. The record is from the annotation of a GenBank genome assembly. Lineage: Eukaryota; Viridiplantae; Streptophyta; Magnoliopsida; Solanales; Convolvulaceae.